Messenger RNA from Eruca vesicaria subsp. sativa (arugula), 2622 nucleotides. NCBI's taxonomy places the organism in Eukaryota, Viridiplantae, Streptophyta, Magnoliopsida, Brassicales, Brassicaceae. The record is from the annotation of a GenBank genome assembly.
AUGGCGAUGGAGAUCACACAGUACCUACUCGCUGCUCAAUCACCCGACGCGAGAGUCCGUACCGAAGCGGAGAAUAGUCUCAAGCAAUUCCAAGAACAGAACUUGCCUCAGUUUCUGUUAUCCCUCUCCGUCGAGCUCGCCAACAACGAGAAGCCUUCCGAGUCCCGUAGACUAGCUGGUAUCUUGCUGAAGAACUCUCUAGACGCGAAAGACUCGGGGAGGAAAGAGCUUCUUGUGAAACAGUGGUUUGCGAUUGACUUAGCUCUUAAGGCUCAGAUCAAGGAGCUGUUGUUAAGGACCAUUGGCUCUUCUGUCUCUGAAGCGAGGCAGACUUCGGCUCAGGUGAUUGCUAAGGUGGCUUCCAUUGAAGUUCCGCAGAAGCAGUGGCCUGAGCUUGUGGGAUCGUUGCUUAAUAAUAUGACGCAGCAGGAUAGUCCUGCUCAUUUGAAGCAGGCGACUUUGGAGACUUUGGGGUAUGUCUGUGAGGAGAUUUCGCAUCAUGAUUUGGUGCAGGAUGAGGUGAACUCUGUGCUCACAGCGGUUGUGCAGGGGAUGAACCAGUCUGAGAAUAAUGCGGAAGUUCGUCUCGCGGCGACGAAGGCGUUGUUGAAUGCGUUGGAUUUUUCGCAGACGAAUUUCGAGAAUGAGAUGGAGAGGAAUUAUAUCAUGAAGAUGGUGUGUGAGACGGCUUGUGCUCAUGAGGCUGUGAUCAGGCAAGCUGCUUUUGAGUGUCUUGUUUCCAUUGCGUCAACGUACUAUGAGGUUUUGGAGCAGUACAUGCAAACGCUCUUUGAGCUAACGGCAAAGGCUGUGAAGGAAGAUGAAGAGAGCGUUGCUUUGCAAGCGGUUGAGUUCUGGAGUACUAUCUGCGAUGAGGAGAUUGACCGUCAGGAGUAUGACAGUCCUGAUACUGGUGACUCGUCUCCUCCUCAUUCAGGUUUCAUUGAGAAGGCUCUUCCACAUAUAGUUCCCAUGUUGCUAGAAACCUUGGAGAAGCAAGACGAGGAUCAGGAUCAUGAAGAUGAUGUCUGGAACAUUUCUAUGGCUGGUGGAACAUGCCUUGGCCUUGUUGCUAGAACGGUUGGUGAUGGUAUAGUCCCGCUGGUGAUGCCUUUUGUUGAAAUCAACAUAAGGAAGCCAAACUGGCGAAGCAGGGAGGCAGCAACUUAUGCUUUUGGAUCAAUUCUGGAGGGUCCAACAAUUGAUAAGCUUGCCCCGAUGGUUGCUGCCGGUUUGGAAUUUCUCCUUACUGCAACCAAGGAUGAGAAUAACCACGUCAGGGACACAACUGCUUGGACUCUGAGCCGUAUCUUUGAGUUUUUGCACACCCCAGACAGUGGCUUCUCUGUUAUAUCACCCCAAAACCUCCCUAGAAUAGUGGUUGUACUUUUGGAAUCGAUGAAAGAUGUGCCAAAUGUGGCUGAGAAGGUCUGUGGAGCGAUAUACAACCUUGCCCAAGGAUAUGAAGACGCUGGAGCAAGUUCAUCUCUUCUCUCUCCCUAUCUUACAGAAAUCAUCCAACAUCUGCUUGCAGCUGCUGAGCGUACAGAUGGGGCAGAGUCUAAGCUAAGAUCUGCUUCAUAUGAAACCUUGAACGAGGUUGUCCGGUGUUCCAACCUUAUUGAGGCCGCAGGCAUCAUAGGGCAGCUCCUCCCUGUCAUCAUGGCGAAAUUGGGUCAGACAAUGGACCUCCAAGUAGUAACUACUGAGGACCGUGAGAAGCAAGCGGAACUCCAGGCUUCUCUGUGUGGUGUUCUCCAGGUCAUAAUCCAGAAGCUGAGUAGCAAGGAUGAGACGAAACCCAUCAUAAUGCAGAACGCAGAUCAGAUCAUGAUGCUAUUUCUCAGAGUGUUUGGAUGCCACAGUUCAAGCGUCCAUGAAGAAGCAAUGCUUGCAAUCGGUGCUCUUGCGUAUGCGACUGGUGCUGAGUUUGCAAAAUACAUGCCUGAGCUCUUUAAAUAUCUCCAGACGGGGCUGCAGAAUUUCGAGGAGUACCAAGUCUGCUCGAUCACAGUAGGAGUGGUUGGUGACAUUUGCCGUGCACUGGAUGAGAAAAUCCUACCGUUCUGUGAUCAGAUCAUGUCUCUCCUAAUCCAGAACCUUCAGAGCGAAGCACUCCACAGGUCGGUUAAACCUCCAAUAUUCUCAUGUUUUGGAGACAUUGCUCUGGCGAUUGGUGGGCAGUUUGAGAGGUAUGUAGCUACAGCUCUUCAGAUCAUGCAAGGGGCUGCUCAGGUUUGUGCUCAGAUGGACACUCUUGACGAAGAGCUUAUGGAUUAUGGAAACCAACUCAGGAGAAGCAUCUUUGAGGCUUACUCUGGGAUACUACAAGGGUUCAAGGACGCCAAGGCUGACCUCAUGGUGCCCUACGCUCAACAUCUCCUGCAGUUUGUUGAACUUGUUUCCAAAGAUUCCCUCAGGGAUGAGAGUGUGACGAAAGCAGCUGUUGCAGCAAUGGGUGAUCUUGCGGAUGUUGUAGGAGAGAAGACGAAGCCAUUGUUCAGCAACUUCACCUUCUGUGGUGAGUUCCUCAGUGAAUGUCUCGACUCAGAAGAUGAAGACCUCAAGGACACUGCACGCUGGGCUCAAGGGAUGAUCGCAAGGCUUAUGGUCACAUCGUAA